AUGAGAUACCACCUGUUUGUGCUGGUUCAUGGACUUUGGGGUAACAAAUCCCAUUUUGACUAUAUUGCGCAAGAGCUUGAGAAGCACCGCAGUCAAUGCGACCAGGAGAUUGUGAUCUACAAGGCCGAGAACAAUGAGGGUUAUAGAACAUUGGACGGUAUUGAUGUGUGUGGUCUUCGCAUCGUCAGGGAGAUUCACGGCAAGAUUGCAGCUUUGAAGGAGACCGGUGACGUUGUAAAGAUCUCCAUUGUUGGGUAUUCGCUCGGUGGGUUGAUAUCGAGAUAUGUCAUUGGUAUUCUCUACCACCAAGGGCUGUUCAAGGAGAUUGAGCCUGUGAAUUUCACCACGUUUUGCACGCCUCAUGUUGGUGCUAUGGCACCAGGUUCGAACAUCUCUGUGAGGGCCUUCAACUGGCUGGUGCCAAACCUGUUAUCCCUCUCAGGUCGACAAAUGUUCUUGAAGGACAACACCGGUAAGGAAGGUCCGCUGUUAGAACUCAUGGCUAAUAAGAACUCGGUUUUCUACAGGGCAUUACAACAGUUCAAGACUAGAAUCCUAUACGCCAACGCCAUCAAUGAUAAGCGUACCGCAUGGUGGACCUCUGGCAUAUCAAUCGUUGACCCCUUCAUCAACAUUGAUGAGAGCUCAUCGCUGAGCGAUUUGGACUAUAAGUACGUUGAAUCGUUUGCUCCAGUCGUUCUAGAUGCGCAUGCUGAUUUCAAGAUCUCCAAUAGACCGGUAUCGUCUCAAACUGUUCCCGAGCAACCUUCAAACUAUUGGAGUAGAAAAUACAGGUGGCUUGUAGUGGCACUGAAUUUGACCUUUGUGAUGCCAUUGUGGGUACUGUGGUUUAUCAUCUCUGGUGUUAUGGAGUCAUUGAAGUCGUCUGUUCGUAUUAGGCGUGUUAUGAGGGAGAACAAUGCCUACUUCAUGGACUUAACAAACCUGCUGGAACCUGACACGGAUGAGGCCACCAAUGACGGCUCUGACAUCGAGAGCAUUGCGGAUAAACUGGACCACGACAUGGAGGAUGCCAUUCACGACCGUGUGGAUACUCUGAUUGAGUCCGUUUGGGAUGCAAUGACCUCCAAGGAUGAGGAGCAAACUGCACAGCUCUCCAAGUUUCACAUCAUGCAAUCUACAGAGCCAUAUUCGUCCUCUACAACAUCCAAGAAUGAGCAGAACUACGUCUCCGUGUCGAUUAGUGAUCUCUCGUAUUUCAGCAAGGAUUCUCCAAUGGCACGCAACCAGAUCGUGAAGCUAUAUACGCUGGAACUGAGCCCUUCGCAGGUGGAAAUCGUGAAAAACCUCAACGCUCUCGAUUGGAACAAAUUCCCCAUUUUGAUUCGUCACACAACGUCAACUCAUUCAGCUGCCAUUGUGCGUAACAUCAACGACCCUCAAUUGCGCGAGGGUAAAGUCGUCGUUAAGCACUGGCUCGAGAACGCCGUUCAACUGUAA
This is a messenger RNA of Williopsis jadinii, 1461 nucleotides long. RefSeq names its product lipase ROG1 family protein. Bases 1 to 1461 code for a protein of 486 amino acids. Gene Ontology annotation, molecular function: monoacylglycerol lipase activity. NCBI's taxonomy places the organism in Eukaryota, Fungi, Ascomycota, Saccharomycetes, Phaffomycetales, Wickerhamomycetaceae. The record is from RefSeq and is a predicted model, not a curated record. The transcript is spliced from 2 exons.